CGAUCCCCCGGUGAGCCAUUAUAAAGGCAGGUAAUCAGCAGUGCUCGAGCACGGAGCUGGGAGCCUAGCAGGGGGUAGCUGCCCCGUAAUGACUGGCCACCACAGUUGGGGAUAUGGGCAGGAUGACGGACCUUCGGAGUGGCACAAAUCUUAUCCUAUUGCCCAAGGGAACCGUCAAUCACCUAUUGACAUAAUUUCUGCCAAAGCAGUCUAUGACCCCAAGCUGAUGCCGCUUGUUAUCUCCUAUGAAUCAUGUACGUCUCUCAACAUCUCCAACAAUGGCCAUUCAGUUAUGGUUGAGUUUGAAGAUAUUGACGACAAGACAGUGAUCAGCGGUGGUCCCUUUGAGAAUCCCUUUCGGCUAAAGCAGUUCCACUUUCACUGGGGGGCAAAGCACAGCGAGGGAUCAGAGCAUACAGUUGAUGGCAAACCUUUUCCAUGUGAGCUCCACUUAGUUCACUGGAAUGCCAAGAAGUAUGCAACAUUUGGGGAAGCAGCAGCAGCUCCAGAUGGCUUGGCUGUAGUUGGUGUUUUCUUGGAGACUGGAAAAGAACAUGCCAAUAUGAACAGACUGACUGAUGCUUUGUACAUGGUAAAAUUUAAAGGGACAAAAGCUCAAUUUAGAAGCUUCAACCCCAAAUGUCUCCUGCCUUUGAGUCUAGAUUAUUGGACGUACCUUGGAUCUUUGACAACACCGCCCCUUAACGAGAGUGUAACGUGGGUAGUGCUGAAAGAACCCAUCACUAUUUCUGAGAAACAGCUGGAGAAAUUCCGCAUGCUCCUCUUCACCAGUGAGGAAGACCAGAAGGUCCAGAUGGUGAAUAACUUCCGCCCCCCUCAGCCACUUAAGGGGAGAACAGUUCGAGCUUCCUUCAAGGCCUGAAGAAAACCGAUUAUGGCCCUGGAAUAUCUAAAAGCUUCCACAUAAGAGACCAUAAAUCUGGUGUUUAGAUCGCUCAUGGAGCAUGCAAGAUAGCCAUUCCAAGAACACUCUUUACUUGAAGGGGGACAAAAAUUUUCAGAUGCUGUAUUUUAUUUGAAUCGCACUAUUUUAACACAAUCUUAGAUCUUUUUAACUAGAACUCUUUUUAGUACAAAGAAUAGACAAGUGAUCUGGAGCAUUCUCCUGGAGUUAAAAUUAAGACGAAAUUGAAAUCCUACUUAAUAUGAGAUGGGAACUAGGUGAUAAUCUAUUAGUGCUGACGGUUACAUCUUCUGAUUGUCUAAUACACGAUGAAACAAUAGUUAAAAUUUGGAUAAAUUGGACUGAAAUAUUUCUUAGAUUGUUCCUGUUACAUUUGCUGAGCUCCCUCUGACUUAGAAGAUUUUCCUCCCUUAGAAGAUUUUCACUACCUUUGCUGUCUAUUGACACAAAGUGCACAAAUAGUACUUGAAAAAAGUUCUGUAUUCACUUCAAGAAGGCACUGAUAUGAAAACUACAUCUAUAUUUUAAAAUUACUGUUCUAAGGUACUAUUGCACAACUGUUUUCAAAUAAGUAAUGUAAAUGCUCUGUGAUCAAAACCAGGCCAUGUUGUUUAUUGCACAAGACUGUUUAGACAUAAAUUAUUUUAGCCUAUGCAGCAUACGUAAUUUUAACUCCCUCAUUAAGUUGGUUGAGAAGGAACGUGUAGCAAUUCAGGUAUGUACUUGUGGCUAUCUAAAUUGUUCAAAUUCUACCUCAGUUAAGUGAUCUGCUCUGCAAUCUGACCUCCUUCAGUGUCUGCCUGUCUAAAGAAUGUAGAUGUAUUUUUUCACUGUAAGGAUCUUAUUUGGGUAGACCUUGCACUGAAUGUACAUUACUGCACAAAUCAUCCCAUAGUCAUGGCAAUGUGUCAGGGAUGGUCCUGGCAAAUUUGAGAUUUUAUCAGUACUGAAUCCUGAUACAUCUUCAAAAUAGUCGCUUUAGAAAAGCCACGUUCUAGUAUUGCUGCUUCUGCAGCUUAGUGAAAAAAUUCUUCAGACCUCCGUGUCCAGUAAAGAAAAAAAAAAUAGUGAUAUCAUCUGUACCUACUGUCAGUGUAUUUUCAGUUACUCUAUUUCUAGGUUUCAAAUGUUUUACUUAAUCUGUAUAUUUCAGACAAAUUGCUGAUGUUUAUUAGCUUUCAGCGUCUUAAAUGAAGAAUCCCUCAAAGCUGUAAACCUUAAAGUAAGGGGGAGAGUGGUGGGAAGGGAGGACUAGAACAUCUACAGGUGGUUCUCCCUUUUCAGAAGGGGAGACAGAAAUAGUAGGCGUGGAGCACAGUACAAGGAAUGGAAGAUUGGAAUUCUAGACUUAACUCCUACAAUUUUUUUGGUAUACUGACAUAAAGCAUUCUGUUCCUCAGUUUAUUCUUCUAUAAACAGAAGGUAACACUAAUAUCUACCUCACAGGGAUACUGUGAGGGCUAAUUCAGCAUUGUUUUAAAUUAGAGACUCCUAUAUGGAAGAUGCUAGAGGAAAUUUAAAAAAAUCAUAAAAUGCAAUGUAUUUAGCUAUUAUGAAUGUAACUUGGCUAGUUAUGCAAACCGAUAUUGCAAAAAAAUCUAUUUAUGUAUCUCAAUUUCUUUAUCAGGUUAAAUAAAUGAUACUUAAAAAUCA
This is a messenger RNA of Numida meleagris (helmeted guineafowl), 2578 nucleotides long. RefSeq names its product carbonic anhydrase 7 (gene CA7). Gene Ontology annotation, molecular function: zinc ion binding; carbonate dehydratase activity. The coding region runs from base 89 to 883 and encodes 264 amino acids. The record is from RefSeq and is a predicted model, not a curated record. Gene Ontology annotation, biological process: regulation of intracellular pH. The transcript has 7 exons. Gene Ontology annotation, cellular component: cytoplasm. Lineage: Eukaryota; Metazoa; Chordata; Aves; Galliformes; Numididae.